Messenger RNA from Pteronotus mesoamericanus, 1912 nucleotides. RefSeq names its product proline rich 33 (gene PRR33). The transcript has 2 exons. Lineage: Eukaryota; Metazoa; Chordata; Mammalia; Chiroptera; Mormoopidae. The record is from RefSeq and is a predicted model, not a curated record. The coding region runs from base 87 to 1436 and encodes 449 amino acids.
CGGGCCCGCGGCACAGCCGGGCAGCAUCGCGGGCACUGCCUGACAGUGGGCGGCCAGCCGCCGAGGGCCUCCGGCAGAGCGCAGCGAUGGUCAUCGCGGCGGCUUCCAUGCCGCCCGACGCGGACGGCCUGUGCCCCCAGGGGCCCCCGGGGCCCCCGCCCCCACUGCUCCCGAAGCCUGGGAAAGACAACCUGCGUCUGCAGAGGCUGCUGAGGAAGGCGGCCCGGAGGAACGUGGCGGGGGCCCGGCCCUCUGCCCCGCCGGGGGCUUUCCGCGCCUCCCUGUCCCCCGUGAGCGAGGCCAGCCACGACCAGGAGCCCGCAGCCCCGGGCCCGGCCGAGGCCCUUCGCGUUGUGGCCACCCUGUCCCACACCCCCGUCAUCCACCACGUGGCCUCGCCCCUGCAGAAGUCCUCGCUGUCCUUCAGCUUUGCCCAGCGCGGGAGCCUGGCCGCCCCAGGCUCCGGGCCCGCCCGGUCCCCGAGCGGCUUCGCCCGCGUCUCAGCCCCCGCAGCCGGGGCCACGCACGCCAGCCAGGCGCGCGUCUCGCUGGGGCUAUCCCCACAGGCUGGGACCCCCGAGCUCCCCGAGAGGGGCCCAGAUCGGGGGGGGCCUGGCGGCCAGGAUGGAGACGCAGCCCCCCGCGCCCGCGGAGCCCAGCCCUCGAUCCCCGUGGCCCACAUCCGCCCCCUUCCCGCCGAGGCCCAGGCCAGCAGGCCCUGGCCUGAGGCGCCCCCCGUGCCCCGGCCACCCCCUGGCUCCCAGGCCCCAGGGCCCAGAGAGGCCAGGCCCCGGGUCGUGGUGCCCAUAGCUCCCACCUAUCGCUCGCCGGGACCCUCGCCUCCCGGGCCGGCCCCCGAAGCUGAGCGCCUGGAGGAGCCCCCCACGGCCGGCCCUGCUGCGGAGGCUGAGCAGGUCUCCAGCCUCCGAGGGGCCUCAUCCCCUGCCUUGCCAGCGCACCCAGGUUCCGACCCUGUCCCCGAAGCGGCACCCCCGCCCCGGCUCAGUGGCUGGGCACGUCUCAAGAAGCAGCUGAUGGACGAGGUGAAAGAGCCGCCGUUCCCGGGGCCGGAGCCGGGCCCCGAGCAGGCAGAGCAGGAGGGGACGGCCCCCGCAACCCUCUCCCCGCCUGCGCCCCGGCCCCCCGCCGAAACGGCCCCCCGGCCCCCCGCCUCGCGGGCCUCUGGGCUGUGGGACGCGGUGCUGUACCGCAUGGCAGUGGCCGAGUCGCACCGGAGCCCGGCGGGGCCCGGGAACGGGACGUGCACCCUGGCCGGCCUCCGCCGCCUGCCCUACCUGUGCCGGCCCCGCUUUAACGCCCGGAAGCUGCAGGAGGCGACCGCGCGGCCCCCUCCCCCGACCCACUCGGUGGUCCUGGAGCGGGGCCCCCAGCCCAGGAACUUCAACCGCACGGCCGCCGGCUGGAGGCUCUGCUGAACCUCUGCAGGGGCAGCCCUGGGGCCGUCGGGCGGACGCAGUCCCAGGAGCUACAGCCUUGGAAGAGGGCAGCAGGACCAGAGGGCUGGGGGGUGCCAGCGGGCGCCGAAGGGGCCUGGCAGUGGCUGGGCCGUCGGGAGGGACAGGUCGGCGCCCGGGAACAUGAGGAUCGGGGGAAGGGGGGCAGGGCUGGGGGCAGAGCGCGGGGCUGACAGGGAGGAGAGCACCCAGUCCACUGUGAGGCAGGGGCCGGCCAGACUGGCCUCGCACCGGUGCCCGACCAGGUCUCCAGGGAGGCCUGGGGGCUGGGGUGAGGGACACAGAGACCCUGGGGAGGCCUCGGGCCACAGCCCGGGGGCAGGACUCUGGACGGGAAGCCGAGGCAGAAGAAGCGGGCAGGCUGCCCCACCCCCACCCCGGACGCAGAGGUGGCUGGACACGGGUCCUGGGACCCAGGCCACGAAUAAAAGUGUGUC